AUUAUAGUGUGACACCAUUUGAACAACGUGACCUUCUCUUAUUUUUGGACAAGCAUGAACGUCGCGACGAGUGGACGAAACAAUAUCUAAGACUUAAAAAUGUAGAUUACAUUUUACUGACUGUAAAACGGAGAGACCCGGGUUGAUGGCACGUAAGGACAAAGUGUCCGUCUGUAUUUCCUCUCGUUAGUACCGUACUUCGCUGCAGUUCAAUACAGUUCAUCACAAUGUUACGGCUUUUCACUAACCCGGCUUGUUAUGAACUGUGGAAAGGCGGUUUCUCUUUGGCGUCCCGUGUUACAAAGAGACAAGUCAGAACUUCUCUCCUAGGCAGCAUCGCCGCUCUCCACCGGCCGCACAUUUCCGCUGGUCGCCUCAACACCGGGAUCCCGGUGUGGAAAGAUGCCCCUCAGUCGGAGAGCGACCGACCCCAAGAGAUGCACACUCUGGAUCUGGACAAAUGGAAAUCCGUAAUGAAAGCCCGAGCGGCACCAGAAAAGACCAGGCGAAGCGCCGAGGACGAGGGUGGACACCUCAAAGAACAAGGCGUUGUUUCUAAAGACGGCUCCUCGCUCGAGGCGACCCGCGAUCUGGUCGCAAUGUGGCAGCAAGCCGGCAAAACUGUGCCUCAAGAGAUGACCGACGAAGAGGUUCAGACGCUGUCCGAGCUCACCACCAAGUCCUCCAGGAGGAAGUACCUGAAGUACCUGGCCAUCAGGGAGGGCCACAAAAGGGCCCGCAAGGAGAAGCAGCUGCAGAAGAAGACGGCGAGGGAGGCCUCAAUGGAGCAGAGCGGCGGACAGGACGGCGAUGCCGAGGAAGAGAGAGGACCUGAGCUGAAAAACCACUUGAUCAUGCAUUUCUGGGACCGCUCCAUGGACAAGCUCUUUGGCUGGAGGACCGCCCAGGCCAUGGUGUUCGGUCAGCCGCUGGUGUUUGACAUGAGCUAUGAUUCCAACAUGGCCAAGCGGGAGUUGGAGAACACGGUGUCCCAGCUGAUGGAGGUGGAAGGGUGGAACCGGCGGGCCACUGACCCUUACCACCUCCACUUUUGCAACCUGCAGGAGGACGGAGCCUACAAGAGAGAGCUGGUCAAACGCUACGGCGCGGAGGCCUGGGACCGCCUGCUGGUCACCAGCACCGACCAACAGCACGUGGAGCGCUUCCCCCGGGAACGUCUGGUGUACCUCACCGCAGACUCCCCCAACGUCCUCCGCACGUACGACCACUCCAAGGUCUACAUCAUCGGAGCCCUGGUGGAUCGCUCGAUCCAGUCAGGCUUGUCGUUGGCCAACGCCAAGCGUCUGAAUCUGGCCACGGCCCGUUUACCGCUGGAUGAGUUCCUGCACUGGGAGGUGGGAGCCAAAAAUCUGACUCUGGACCAGAUGAUCCGCAUCAUGCUCACUUUCAAGGAGACGGGGAAAUGGGAGGAGGCGCUGAUGUUCGUGCCGAAGAGGAAGUAUGAUGGCUUCCACCAGCAACGGACACAGAAAGACGGCGGCAACAACAGAGGAAAAGGCGUCUCGAAUCACGGCCCAAGACCGGAUGGUGGCAGGCCGCUUAGGUUUGAAGAAAGAAACGGUGACAGGAAGUUUAAAUACGAGGGCCAAACUCUUCCCAGACCCGCUCAAGAGUCUGGGCUCAGUGGGAGCGACCGGUUGGCCGGACGCCCCCGCGACAGAGAAAACAAACCAGCCGCAACCAGAAUACGGACAUCGCUGAAGAGCACCAUGGGGGGGAAGAAAGGUGCUGGCGGAGGCAACAUGUGGUGGGAUACGGAGUAAAGUCGAUACAAAUUGUAACUUGGGAUAAGAAGGAUAACAAGUGGCGUCUGAGAAAAUGUCAAAAUCUGAGACAAGCGGUUAAAAUUGUAAUAGGCAGUCGAUGGGGCUCACUGACUGCUUUAUUUCAGAGUUAUUACAAGAACAAGACAUUAAAAACAAAGUGGUAGCUACUUUGGUCUUUAUUUUUGGUCCAACAUGGAAAACAAAAUGUAUAAAUAAUUUUCUGGUGUGCCUUUAGAGUAAACCAGUCACCAUCAAUUCCACAGACCAAAUAUACCAAACCAUCGAUACAGCUUGGUUUUGAACAGCAUUUUAAAUAGAAUCACCCAAAAUAAAUGACAUGAUUCAAUAAAAAAUAUUUAAAAUA
Gasterosteus aculeatus aculeatus (three-spined stickleback) is the source of this 2151-nucleotide messenger RNA. It is a transcript of the gene trmt10c, whose product is annotated as tRNA methyltransferase 10C, mitochondrial RNase P subunit. The record is from RefSeq and is a predicted model, not a curated record. Lineage: Eukaryota; Metazoa; Chordata; Actinopteri; Perciformes; Gasterosteidae. Gene Ontology annotation, biological process: positive regulation of mitochondrial translation; mitochondrial tRNA 5'-end processing. Gene Ontology annotation, molecular function: tRNA binding. Gene Ontology annotation, cellular component: nucleus; nucleoplasm; mitochondrion.